Messenger RNA from Periophthalmus magnuspinnatus, 2520 nucleotides. It is a transcript of the gene e2f3, whose product is annotated as E2F transcription factor 3. Gene Ontology annotation, biological process: regulation of transcription by RNA polymerase II. Gene Ontology annotation, cellular component: RNA polymerase II transcription regulator complex. The transcript has 7 exons. Bases 100 to 1431 code for a protein of 443 amino acids. Gene Ontology annotation, molecular function: DNA-binding transcription factor activity, RNA polymerase II-specific; protein dimerization activity; RNA polymerase II cis-regulatory region sequence-specific DNA binding. The record is from RefSeq and is a predicted model, not a curated record. NCBI's taxonomy places the organism in Eukaryota, Metazoa, Chordata, Actinopteri, Gobiiformes, Gobiidae.
ACGUGACGCAGUGACGUAAGCACGUUAGUUUGGCUAACUUUAGAUGCUAACUGCUAACUGCUAAGGCGUGCGCCCCUCUCGCUUCAUAACAGCGCCACAAUGGAGCAGGACACGCAGAAAAACACCAAACAGGAGCGGACCGCGUUGGUUUGCGUCGCUCCCGGAUGCACAAAUACAAACAUUAACACAAUAAACGUGGCGUUUCACAGUUUCCCCGCGGAGCAGAGCUCAAUGCAGCGGUGGCUAACGGCGUUAGCUCGAGCCGAGCCCCCGGACGUGUCCAGAGAGACUGUGUGCAGCAAACACUUUGUACGAGAGGACUUCUUGGAUGAUCAGUGUUUUAUCAUCAGAAACUUUAAAACAAGGACUUUAAAACCAGACGCGGUGCCUUCAAUAUUUGCUUUUCCUCAGACAAACUCCGUGGAGAGUCCAGAGGAGGAAGAGGAUGACAUUCCUGCGGCAGAAACACCAAAACCACACAGACCUCGUGUUGAUAAGGCACUUGGAUUGUUUGCUCAAAUGUUUGUGAAAACCUUAAGAUCGACCCCCAACGGGAUUUUGGACCUUAAGGACGCCGUCACACUGCUAGGAAUGUCAAAAAGAAGAAUUUAUGACAUCACCAAUGUCUUAGAUGGGAUCUCACUUAUCAAAAAGGUCUCCAAAAACUUGGUUAAGUGGGUAGGUUGGCCUAUGGAAGUGACGGACGAGGGGCUGAAGCGUCUGGUGUGCGAGGAGAAUAAGCUCGACGACUUGAUCAAAAACACCAAACAUCAGGUUCAGGAGAUGUAUGAAAACCCUCUGAAUAAGAGAUAUCCUUUUUCGAGAUGUUAUUUGAAACGCGCUCAAAACGGUGAUGUUUUCCUUGACUUUUUCAUUACACUUGCCUAUUUGACUUACGAGGACAUACAGAGCUUACCCCUGUUUGAGGAUCAGGUGGUGUUUGUGAUCAGAGCUCCUCCAGAAACGAAGCUGGAGGUGGCCCACCCUAAAGAGGAUUUCCAGUUGCACAUUAACAGUGACUCGGGGCCAGUGGACGUCUUGGUUUGUUCUGAUGAGGUGGACGUCUCAAACCAGAGCCGAAGACCCGAGUUUGACGACUGGGAUUACUCCUACGUCCCACUGAGAGGAACCUCUGCCGUCUCCUACAGAGAUAAUACUCACGUCAACUACACCAAGAUCAGCGCCGCCUCACCUCCCCCACCGGCGCCGUCACUUCACCUACACCAUCCUCUCAAAUCAUCCCCCGAACGCACGUCUGUCCUCCCGCCCUACGAGGACCGGUCGGCCUCUUCUAGCCCCGCCCCCAUUAUAGCCGUCACCAUAAAAGAAGAAACGAUCAGCGUGGACGUAACCCCGGACGAGGCCGUGGACGCCGCGGUGCACGAGCCCGACCAGCUGACCACAGAUGUCCAGAUGACUGAUUUAUCGUAGCGUAAGUUUGUGACGUGGUGGACUGUGGCGUUCUGGGUGUUUUUUAUGUGACGGUUGCGCGGAUGACGUCACAACCUUUGGAAGUUUAUAUGAGACUCGACGGGGAGCGUAAAGCGUUUAAAGAAGUGACUGAGUGAGUGCGACGCCACCACAGCUUCAGCUCCAAAUGACGCUCACCGAUGCUAGCAGUUAUAGCGGCUAAUUUGGAGCAGAAUUCCACAUUUGGAAUUCCGACUGUGAGUGUCAUAGCGACCAAAGAGCCAAUCAGGAGCGAGGCUGUUGAAGGUAACACCCUUUUUCCACCUGCACCGAUGGUUCAGCAGGGAGCGGUCACUUAGCAACGCUGUCAAUGAAACCUGUUGCUAACGCUAACAGGAGCGACCUCGGGGAAAAGAAAGCGCCUGAUUUGUCUGUUAUUAAUGUUCAGAUCUUGAUUUACAGACACAAUAGUGAAAUAAAAACCCCAGGAUCAUGUAGAGGGUUAAUACGAACAUUUAAGACCAGAAUGAGUCUGACAGACGCAGGUACAGAGAGACGGGGACACAAAGUCGAAGAUCACUUCCUGUUUGUAACGCGGCGGCUAGCAGGUUAGCUCUGUCCAUUUAUAUAAACAGUCUGUGGUGGGAAGUAAUGACAUUUUCUUCUGUUAAAACUCAUAACACACUAAAAUGUGACAGAGCUGCUACAGUUUAAGAAUAAACAGAAAAGCCGACAGCUCUGAUCGAUAUUUAGUUUGUAUCUGAAGCUAAAACACGGAAAUGAAGCAGACGCACAUUUAUCACCGAUACAGAGUUUGGAUCAGACACAGAAGAACUGGACCUUUCUCUCCUUAAAGAUCAUGAUUCUGAGUCUUGUGUUGGGGAAAUAUUUACUCUGGGACGAAAAAAAUAAUAAAAUGAGACAUAAAAAAGCAACAAAAACAUACAUUUUGUCUCUUGUUCUGCUCAUAUUUUCAGAUAAAAUAGCGUCACAUUAAUUGUUCGUGGGACAUUUUAUAUAAUCGCGAUAAUCGACAACAAAGAUAAUCGCUGUUAUAUCACCAGAAUGUGCAGAAAAAAAUGAUUUAUUCACAGGGGAGUUGACGGGGGG